CGACGGGUGCUGCGUGAGGGGACGCGAUGUGAAGCUGCCUCCACACGGCCCGCCAGGGCAGACGGCGGUGACGCCCGGGACGUGACGAAAAGCCUCAGUAUGAAGCAAGGUGGAUGGAGAAAACGAGCCAGUGAGAGAGAUGGCUGGGGGACAUGGGGAGGAUAUAUGUCUGCCAAGGUACAAAAACUGGAAGAUCAGUUCUGUUCAGAGGCAGCUAUUCAACAUCAAAAAGAUGGAACUUCAUCCAGUAUCUUCAGUGAGGUAGCCAUCUAUGUCAAUGGCUUUACAGAUCCUUCAGCUGAUGAACUAAGAAGGCUAAUGAUGUUGCAUGGAGGGCAAUAUCAUGUAUAUUAUUCCAGAUCCAAAACAACGCACAUUAUUGCAACAAAUCUUCCAAAUGCCAAAAUAAAAGAACUCAAAGGGGAAAAAGUAGUUCGACCAGAAUGGAUAACAGAAAGCAUAAAAGCUGGGUGUCUCCUUUCGUACAUUCCAUAUCAGCUUUACACAAAGCAGUCAAGUAUUCAGAAAGGCCUCUGUUUCAAUACCAUAUGCAAACCGGAAGAUCCUAUUCCAGAUAAUGCAUUCAUUUUGAGCUCAACCAAGCAUCCGAGCUGUAUAAUGCAUGUGGAUAUGGACUGCUUCUUUGUGUCAGUGGGUAUUCGAGAGAAGCCAGAUCUAAAAGGGAAACCAGUGGCUGUUACAAGUAAUCGAGGAUCAGGAAAAACAUUACUUCGUCCAGGUGCAAACCCACAGCUGGAAUGGCAAUAUUACCAGAAUAAAUUAUUGAAAGGCAAAGCAGAAACUGGUAAAUUGGACUUGUCCACUGAGCAUAAGCUGGAAUCUCCCCAAGUAAAUGGAAAUGAAUUUGAUAUAUCUGUCUCAUCGAUGGCUGAAAUUGCAUCUUGCAGCUAUGAGGCUAGACAAGCUGGUAUAAAAAAUGGAAUGUUUUUUGGGCAAGCAAAACGAUUGUGUCCAGAUCUUCAAGCAGUAUCCUAUGACUUUCAAUCAUAUAAAGCAGUUGCACAGACAAUGUAUGAAAUUCUGGCAAGCUAUACUCAUAACAUUGAAGCGGUCAGUUGUGAUGAAGCAUUAGUAGAUAUCACUGAAAUCCUUGCAGAGACUGGACUAUCCCCUGAAGAAAUAGCCAAUGCUAUCCGUACUGAAAUAAAAAACAAGACCAAAUGUUCUGCUUCCAUUGGAAUAGGUUCAAACAUUUUAUUGGCUAGAAUGGCAACUCGCAGUGCAAAGCCUGAUGGACAGUACCACUUAAAGCCAGAAGAAGUGGAUGAUUUUAUUCGAAGUCAACUAAUAAUUCAUCUUCCAGGAGUUGGCAGGACAAUGGAAUCUAAGCUGUCGGCACUGGGUAUAAAAACUUGUGGAGACCUUCAGUGCAUCACUAUGUCGAAGCUCCAGCAAGAAUUUGGUCCUAAAACAGGACAAAUGCUCUUCAGAUUCUGCCGUGGUCUGGAUGAUAGGCCAGUUCAAAGAGAGAAAGAGAGGAAAUCUGUUUCAGCAGAGAUCAACUAUGGCAUAAGAUUUACCCAG
Messenger RNA from Gekko japonicus, 1545 nucleotides. RefSeq names its product DNA repair protein REV1-like. The annotation marks the transcript as partial. NCBI's taxonomy places the organism in Eukaryota, Metazoa, Chordata, Lepidosauria, Squamata, Gekkonidae. Gene Ontology annotation, molecular function: DNA-directed DNA polymerase activity; deoxycytidyl transferase activity. The record is from RefSeq and is a predicted model, not a curated record. The transcript has 12 exons. Gene Ontology annotation, biological process: error-free translesion synthesis; error-prone translesion synthesis. Gene Ontology annotation, cellular component: nucleus.